Molecule: messenger RNA, 1990 nt
Organism: Cydia amplana
Lineage: Eukaryota; Metazoa; Arthropoda; Insecta; Lepidoptera; Tortricidae
Gene: stg1
Product: voltage-dependent calcium channel gamma-4 subunit
Exons: 6
Coding region: 416-1759 (447 amino acids)
Biological process (GO): transmission of nerve impulse; neurotransmitter receptor internalization; regulation of AMPA receptor activity
Cellular component (GO): AMPA glutamate receptor complex; postsynaptic density membrane
Molecular function (GO): voltage-gated calcium channel activity; channel regulator activity
Source: RefSeq, a predicted model, not a curated record
AAGCAAUAUAUUGCAACCGCUAGAAAGUCCCACUUAUAGACUUCAGCUGAGAAAAAUGAAAUCCUCAAAACAAAGGGCUCCAUAGAACUACUCAUUCCUCACAUUUCAUUUCAUAUCAAUCACAGCUUACAAAGUCUCGGGGGCAUUCGGGGACGUUCGGCGAAGUUCGGUACAUUAUCUCGCAGCGGCUGUACUCCAGUGUGUCUACGCCGCUACGAGGGCCGCACGUCACGACGUAGCGACUGUUGGGUACGAGCUCGAGCUACGUAGUCAUAGGACGGAUGAAGAUAUAUAUUUUUACGUUCACACCCGUGCUAGUGUAUACGUGAGAUGACAGUGUUGUAAACAGUUUUAAGGAUUAUACAAGUGUUUCUUGAGAUUUUCACCAGAAUUUUAUGUGAGAGGCAGGGAAGGUAUGUGGGGCGGCGGUGCGCAGUGCGUGCACGCAACGCUGCCGCGUGCCGCGCGCCAGCCCGCGCCCACGCUCAGCGGCGCCAUCGCCAGCCGCCGCCCGCCCAGACCAAUACCUCCUUCACCAACGCUGGUGGCGCAGGUCGACUCGUCCGUGGCGUGCCUGUGGCUCCUGACCCCCCUCUCCGCCGGCACCGCGGUGGUCGCCGUGCUGGUCGCCGUGUCCACCAACAACUGGCUUCACACGGAGGAGAACAUGCUCAACCCUUCGUACAACGGCACCGGGAGGCAUAGCCUUGUGGCCAAACACACCGUUUCGGGACUGUGGAGGCUUUGUCAUACUGACCCCGGGAGUACGGUGUUCAGGUGUGUCGACAUUCCGUAUUUCCCGCUGUCCCAGCACGCCCCCGACCCUAUCGACUCGACAAAUGCUAUACCAUACGUAGUGACGCGCUCGGCCGCCCCAUUGCUGCUCGCAGUUCUGACACAGGCGUUCGGGGCCCUGUGUUGCGUGCUGGGCCACUGCGUAAAGGGCCGGCGGCUGUGCACCUUCAUCGCUGGAGUUCUCUUUAUCAUAUCUGGACUGAUAAUGCUCACCGGAAUAGUGAUGUAUAUAUCGGUUUUCAAGUCCCAAGUGAACCACAAGCUGUACUACACGGUGUUCGCGACGCCGCGGAUGUCCUACAGCUACGGCUACUCGUUCGGGCUGUACAUCAGCGGCUUCAUCGCCGUGGAACUGGCCGGCACCUCGGCCAUAUUCCUGUUCCUGCAAUGGUACCAAAAAGACUGGAUCACGGAGCUCACGGAAAAAGCUAAAGCGGACGGCAGGGCGUGGGAUCGCGAGUUCGCGUUCUCGGAUUUCAGGGAGCGCGACUCCACACUACUGGAGAGACGGAUGAUGAAACGGGACACGUACCCGCCUAGCGGGUCCUCGGCCGCCACGCCGCGCGAGCGGCGCCGCUUCGUCUUCGACGGCGACGACAUGCCGCACUGCUCCAUACAUAAGAAUAGAAGAAUAAAUUUAAGCUCGGCGUCGCUGAAAGACCUGUCCACCUCGACCCUGUACGGGUUCCCGGCGGCGCCGCGGCCGACGGCCUGCGACAACUACUUCGAGGAGUUGAAGGAGGUGCCGCAGAGCGCGAACACGCUGAGCGGGCUGCGGAGCGCCUCGAUAUUCCAGUCGCAGGCGUCGGUGGCGAGCGGGCGCUUCCUGGACACGUCGGCCGUGGAGCCGCCGCCGUCGCGCGAGGAGGAGCUGGUGACGUUCGGCGCGGGCGGCCGCGAGGAGCCGGGCCGGCGCGACCGCGGCGUGGGCACGGACGCCUGCCGCCGCACCACGCCCGUCUGAUGCCCGCCCGUGUGUCUGUCGUGUCAUGUCCAAGCCCCACCUCCAAGCAUAUCUUCCAGUGAUAAGUGACGUUUCGCGUACCGUUCGAUCGGCGUAUGUCGCGCGUGUCGAGCGCGAGAUAGUAUUUAAGAGAGGUGAUUUUCGAAUUUAUGAGCGUACGUGAAUUAGCAUUAUGUUAUUAUUUAAUUUUUAAUUGUUACAUUUCCUGAAAUAAACACUGCCAGUUGUGUA